Bacidia gigantensis is the source of this 1713-nucleotide messenger RNA. RefSeq lists its product as uncharacterized. Gene Ontology annotation, biological process: protein polyubiquitination; positive regulation of proteasomal ubiquitin-dependent protein catabolic process; ubiquitin-dependent protein catabolic process. Gene Ontology annotation, cellular component: ubiquitin ligase complex; cytoplasm. The coding region runs from base 1 to 1713 and encodes 570 amino acids. The record is from RefSeq and is a predicted model, not a curated record. Lineage: Eukaryota; Fungi; Ascomycota; Lecanoromycetes; Lecanorales; Ramalinaceae. Gene Ontology annotation, molecular function: zinc ion binding; ubiquitin conjugating enzyme binding; ubiquitin protein ligase activity. The transcript has 2 exons.
AUGGCGGACGGUGACACACAAGAAGAUGAUGACGAGAGGACAAUCGAGCUCUCGUCUCUUGCUGCUAUCUACCCUGAGUUGACGAUUUAUCCUUCUUCGGGUCUUCGCAUGCAUGAUAGGAAAGCAAGUCUACAGAUUCAGGUCGAACCACUCAAGCCACUCCGAAUUCAGCCUCCAAACCUUGCAAACGGCAUCUCUGUAUCUGAAGAGGGUGGAAUUAUCGACAAGGAUAGCCACUCACGAGGCAUACACCUGUUGUCCUACCUUCCGCCCCUGAGUAUUGAGCUCUCCCUGCCACCAGACUACCCGUCUAAACAGCCUCCCGUUGCGCACAUUGUCUCGCAGGACGCUUGGCUUGCCGAAAACAGAACUCAUCUCUUGGAAAAAGCUUGCUGCACGCUUUGGGAAGACGUCGGUCGGGAUCAGGUCCUGUAUACCUACAUUGAUCACGUACGAGAAGCUGCAGAAGCCGCCUUUGGCGUUGGUGAAACUCUAGAAGUAUCGCCUGACUUGCAAGUAGUACUUCUAGACUAUGACCUAAAAGCAAAGCGAGCAAAAUUCGAAAAGGAGACAUUCGAAUGCAGUGUAUGCUUAGAACCUAAGAAAGGCACCGUCUGCCAUCGCCUAACUCUUUGCUCCCACGUUUUUUGUCUCGGGUGCCUUCAAGACUUUUUCAACUCCUGUAUCAGCGAAGGCGACGUCAGUAGUGUCCGGUGUAUAGCACCCAAGUGUCCUGAACAUCCCGAGCCUCCUUCCGAACCCCCCAAAGCACCGGCUGACCGAACUCUCGAACCAUCUGAACUCCUGCAACUCGGCAUCUCCCAGGACAAUAUCCAGCGCUACAUCACCCUCAAACGCAAACGUGUUCUCGAAUCCAACCCGAACACCAUAUACUGCCCACGCACAUGGUGCCAAGGUCCCUCUACCAACUCCCUCUCACCUAAGGCGCUCGAAAACAUGCGCCGUCGAAAAGACGACCCAGCUUCCACUCCACCCCCUCUUCCUGCGCCUGCCGAGCGCCUCGCCAUCUGCACAGACUGCGACUUCGCCUUCUGCCUCGUCUGCAAAGCCUCCUGGCACGGCGAAUACGUCAUCUGCUUCCCACGCAACCAAUUCGAAAUUACGGCCGAAGAAAAAGCGAGUGAAGACUACAUGCUUUUGCACACACAAGCGUGCCCUACUUGCGAUGCGAGGGCGCAGAAGACGCAUGGAUGCAAUCAUAUGAUAUGCGGUAGAUGCGAGACACAUUUCUGUUAUCUCUGUGGAAGUUGGAUUGAGAAAGAAAAUCCGUAUACGCAUUUCAAUAGUCGAAAGAGUGGGUGCUACAUGAGACUUUGGGAACUGGAGGAAGGAGAUGAUGGCGAGAUUGGGCAGGGUUUCGCAGGAGGCGCAAAUCAGGGGGAUAGGCAUGCGGUAAUGGGUGAAGACGAAUGGAGCGACGAUGAAGACGAUGAGGCCGAUCGACUUGAUGCUGACAUGGACCCGAAUGAUGGACGGGCAUUCUUUCCUCUGGACGACGCCGCUAGACCCCCACGACUGCUUGCUGACGAUGGCCGGCCAGCAAGGCCUAGAGGUCUCGGAGCGGAUCACAGAUUUCGAGAACGUGAUCGUGCUGUACUUGGCAGGUUUCUUGCCAUGGCCAGGGCGGAUAUGGAGGAUGAAUGGGAUAGUGAUGAAAUGAGUGGCGAUGAGGCAGAGGAGCUUGAGGACUGA